Cololabis saira (Pacific saury) is the source of this 1898-nucleotide messenger RNA. Its product is annotated as E3 ubiquitin-protein ligase TRIM41-like. The transcript has 6 exons. Bases 95 to 1708 code for a protein of 537 amino acids. Lineage: Eukaryota; Metazoa; Chordata; Actinopteri; Beloniformes; Belonidae. Gene Ontology annotation, molecular function: protein binding; zinc ion binding. The record is from RefSeq and is a predicted model, not a curated record.
GAAGACUAUGUUAUUGUGUUAUGCAGAAUCUUUGAUGUGAAAAACCUGACAGAAGAAGCUUAAAAUCACUCUUUCCUUCUACAGAGAGCCCAUUAUGUCACUCGCGUCACUGCCGGAGAACUGUUUUCAGUGUUCAAUCUGUUUGGACGUCUUCACCGACCCCGUCUCCACACCUUGUGGUCACAACUUCUGCAGGACCUGCCUGUACCGACACUGGGACGACCAUGACUUAUGUCAAUGCCCAGUGUGCCAUAAGCGGUUCCACCCGAGGCCGGAGUUCUCCACCAACGAAGUUAUUGCGGAACUUUCCGUCCAAGUGAAGAAGAGAAGAUUGGAGAUGCACCGAGACAUGGAUGCUCCGUGGCAGGUGACGUGCGACGUGUGCACACAGUUCAAGUUCAAGGCCCUGAAGUCGUGCCUGGUGUGCUUGACGUCGUACUGCGAAGCCCACCUGGAGCCUCACCAGAGAGUCCCGUCCCUGAUGAGACACACGCUGGUGGACCCGGUGGAGGAUCUGGAAGAGAGGGUUUGUGCGAAGCAUGCGAGGAUCCUGGGCUUUUUCUGCAGGGAUGAACAGGCCUGCGUCUGUCUGCUCUGCUGUGAGACGGAGCACAGAGACCACGAGACCGUUCCUGUGGAAGAGGAAGCAGCUCAGCAGAGAGUAAAUAUAGAGUCCAAACAAGCAAAGAUCAAACUAAUGAUCGAUGACAGAAUGGAAAAGAUCAAGGAAUUUACUAAUUCUUCAGAAAUGAGCAAAGUGAAAGCAGAUAAAGAGAUUGAAGACAGCGAGAAGCUCUUCAGCACUCUGACUGACAAACUACGAGAGAUUCAAAGCAAAAUGAGGUCAAACAUUGAGGUGAAGCUCAAGAAAUCCCAGGAGAGGGGGCACGCAAUGAUUCAAGCGCUGCAGGAUGAAGUUGCAGAGCUGCAGAGGAAACACUCCCAGCUGGAGGAGCUUUCAGAGACUGAAGACCACCUUCAGCUUCUGCAGACAUUACAGGCUGUCAACACCAUGUCAGGCACCAAGGACUGGUCCAACAUCAAGGUGUACCCGGACCUGUGCAUGCAGACAGUGAGGAGAGCCAUGUCUCAUGUUAUACACGCGUUUCAAAACGAGCUGAAAAGUCUGACACAAAUAGAACUGACCAGGAUGACGCAAUACAAAGAAUCCUUCAGCUUUGACGCGUCCACCGCUGGCGCCGGCCUUGUGAUAUCGGACUGUGGGACACAUCUCAAGUACAAGAAAACAGCAAGUUCUCCCUCAUCUUCCAAUCACUCACAGAGGUUUUAUUCCCCCAUGAUCUUUGGGAGCAAGGGUUUCACCUCUGGCCGACACUUCUGGACGGUCCAAGUGGGCUUGAGAAAUGACUGGGACGUUGGUGUUGCCAUGGAAACAGUUGACAGGACAGGAAAGGUCACUGUGACAAAAGCAAAUGGAUUCUUUGCCUUGGAGAAGAUGGGAGCUGAUUAUGACGUAGAAAAUUCACACCGCAUAGUUAUCCACUUGUGUCCCCGGCCAAGAAGAGUGGGGGUUUAUUUAGACUACGAGGAAGGCAGGGUGUCAUUCUACAAUGUGGAUGAGAAGAUGCAUAUUUACUCAUAUCUGGGGGAGACUUUUACGGGGAAACUGUUCCCGUACUUUUAUCUGUACAGCAGAGCAAAGAGAUCCGAGGCUUUGGUCAUCAACUCAGUUUGGUAUCUCCUCUAACUCAUUCAGUCUCUUAAACGAGAUAAAGAAAAAUAACUGAACAUGAGCAUUAUUUAUGAGCAUCAACCCUUAAAACUAAAGCACCACUGUUCUGUGCACCCUUGGUAAAAUGCUGUGGGAAUAAUAGACAACUCCUUAUAUGGAAGUCACAGGGCCGUGUGUUUAUAGGGAGCAAGCUUCAGCUUUACAA